Mycena indigotica is the source of this 1590-nucleotide messenger RNA. RefSeq names its product Cytochrome P450. Bases 1 to 1590 code for a protein of 529 amino acids. Gene Ontology annotation, molecular function: iron ion binding; monooxygenase activity; oxidoreductase activity, acting on paired donors, with incorporation or reduction of molecular oxygen. The transcript has 13 exons. Lineage: Eukaryota; Fungi; Basidiomycota; Agaricomycetes; Agaricales; Mycenaceae. The record is from RefSeq and is a predicted model, not a curated record.
AUGGCUUUACUGCCCUUUGCCAUGAACGACAACAUUGCAGCUGCCCUUGGCGCUGUUAUCGUCGCAGUAGUCCUCUCGACCCAGAUUCGCCGCGCAGGCGACCUUAUUAAGGACAUUCCUGGCCCACCAUCUCCCUCCUGGCUCUUUGGAAACUUACUAGAAAUCAUCCUCGAAGUACCCUAUGGUAUUCUAGAGUUCCAAUGGCAGAAGCAAUUCGGGCCUGUUUAUCGCACGAAGGGAUGCUUUGGGGAAAACAGACUUAUGAUAUCGGACCCUACUACUCUGAAGCACAUCCUUUCGAACCCUGGCAAAUACAUGAAGUCUCCGCAACAACAGCUCAUCAAUGAGACUGGCCUGGGGUCGGGCAGUCUAUUGUUUGUGGAAGGGGAAAUGCAUCGUCGCAUUCGUGGCGUGAUGAAUCCGGCCUUUUCGGCAGCUAGCAUCCGCGAGUUGAGUCCCACUUUGAGGAAAGCUGCCAGUGAGGUCUCAGAGAGAUGGGAAACACUUCUGGAUUCGCAAGAUUCGAACGGUGUUAUCGACAUCUACCAAAGUCUGCAUGACACAACGCUACAGGCGGUAGGCGAAGGCGUAGUAGGGUACAAUUUUCAAGCCGACAAAGACUUCGCGCAACGUUACCAGAGUCUUGUAUUAAUUGCAGCGGACCGCUCUAAAACGUCCAUAUUGACUGACGGAAUCCUUCCAUACAUUCCCAAACCGGUUCUCAAUGUUCUCAUGCGUUUUCCGCCGCCAGCACUGGUUAAGCUUCUGGAAUUCAAGAGUGCAAUUGGUGUUUUAGCAAACACGUUAGUGAAGGAAAAGGUCGACGCGCUUGAACUCGGGAUAGAGCCAGAGAAAGACUUGAUUAGUGUGCUAGUUGGCUCUAAUUCACAGGCAGAGAGUAAAAUGACAUUCGAUGAAAUACGAGACCAAUUCCCGACCAUCACUGUGGCUGGAGAGGAUACCACGGCUAAUACGGUUGCUUGGUGCCUGUACGAGCUUGCGAAGAACCCCGAAUAUCAGCAACAACUGCGCACGGAGGUGGAUCAAGUGGGAGGAGGCGAGAACACCGACUACGACCGUUUACCCAUGUUGAAUGCGUUGAUCAAAGAAGUGUUGCGAUUAUACAGCACUGUCCCGCAAACGGAACGAGUUUGCGUUAAAGACAGUGUCCUUCCGCUGGCCGAGCCAAUAACAACCAAAUCUGGGGAAAUUAUCAUGGAAAUUCCCAUCAAGAAAGGCCAGCACCUAGUUCUCGCCAUAUCAUCAUACCAUAGACUCAACUCGGUUUGGGGGGAUGAUGCGGCGGAGUUCAAGCCUUCACGAUGGCUCGGCGAGCAACCACCGGCGGCUGGAGCAUCUAUUGGGCCCUAUGCGAACUUACUAUCUUUCUUGGGUGGGAGCCGGACGUGUAUCGGGUGGCGCUUUUCGCUGGCGGAGAUGCAGAUUAUAAUCUCCGAGCUCGUCCGCAAGUUUUCCUUUGCACUUACCGACGAGGGGGAGGUAACGCCAACAUUUGCCAUAACCUUGGUGCCCAUGGCCGUCGAUGGGUCCGGCGCAAAGCUUCCUUUGCGUGUAGCCCGCUUGCAAUAA